AGUACCCUCAGCCUAUCCUUAAGCCAUGAGCCCUAAAAUCGUUCUCGUUGGUAGUGUCUACUAAAUCAAUGAUUUUGAUAAAAUUUAACAUUGACCAUCGAUAAAAUAUACGAAUUAUAAAACUUUUUCAAAAGCAUAACUUUAUCCUAUUCUCAUAGCGAAAUUUUGUAAAUUGUCAAUAUACUGUGACAUACCGUCAAAUAUUCAUCUACUAUCCAAAACAUGGGUCCCAAAACAAAUAAAUAUUUAAUAAAUAUAGAAAUAUGACACACUUGAACCAGCUAUAAGUAAAUAAGAUGUGAAAUAAUCAGCAGGUUUAAAUUAAUUAUGCAGUGGAAUCAGCCAUUUGAAAGCUACGGCUUACAGAGUUAUCCAAAAACAGCGUCACCAGCAUUCACACAAAUAGUAGGCGAAGGAGAUGUUACGGCAGUAACGUUUCUGGAUGGCAGUGUACAGUUUUAUUUUAUCCCAACAAUCAGACAAAACCAGUUACCGUAUCCAUGUACUGUGAAGAAUCCGUAUGGCAGUCUUUUUCCUAAUCCAACUAACGCAGAGGUCUGGUUUGUUCGAAGCAUCACAAAUCCCCAACAGAGUGUAAAUAUUCCUGUUCCACCACUUUUUAAUAUUCAACUCCCAAAUACAUUUGGAGAUUGUCCACCUUACUCGCCUCCAAACUAUUAUAUGAAUACGAAUCCAGCUACAUACCACGAAUAUACACAGAAGUUUCACAAUGACGCAUGGACAUCAACAACAGAUAUUCAUUACUUUUAUCCAAGCUUACGACGAGCGAAGUAUUUGCAAUACUGUUCAGAAACUCAAACUGAUCCUUUCCAGCAAAACAACAAUCUUGGACAAAAUGGUAAACUUAACAGACCCUGUCUUUGUGGACCAAGUUCAAGUUUAAAGGAACAGAAUAGCAAUAAUGCAGAAUGCGAUUGCUAUCCAAAAGUGCAAAUUAAGUCUAGUCAUAGUUGCAUGUCGGUUGAUAGCGAAAGCGAAACAGAAAGACGGAAAUCCAUAAAAUUUAAGAAAACGUCUGCGAAACACAAAAAUACCUCUAAAAGAGAUCACAUCAGAUUUUGUGAAUGCGAUCAGGUCAGAAAGAGUACUUCAAACAAAUUUGUAACGACGUAUGCCGAUCAAGCGACCGAAGACGUUGCGAAGGAUGGUCAAGGUACACAGACAGAAAUGUCCAAGUCGACGAACAAAAGCGAUAUCAAAGUAGAGAAACCUAAGCCCAAACAAAAAGCACGGAAUUCAAAAGCACGGAAUCCAAUAAUCAAAUUAAGUAGCUCAAGCGAGAGUUGUCCGUUCUGCGAUUACUGCACAUGUAGUACUUCGAAAACCGAUUAGCUCAGUGAUUGAAUAAAACAACGUUAUGUAUUUAUAGUUUCUUAUAAUACAUUUAUCCCUUAUUGUUACAUGUAUUUACAUUUUAAAAAUAAUACAAU
This is a messenger RNA of Pararge aegeria (speckled wood butterfly), 1451 nucleotides long. RefSeq lists its product as uncharacterized. The transcript has 4 exons. The record is from RefSeq and is a predicted model, not a curated record. Lineage: Eukaryota; Metazoa; Arthropoda; Insecta; Lepidoptera; Nymphalidae. Bases 328 to 1353 code for a protein of 341 amino acids.